AACCCGUUGCAAUUUGUGGGUUUUCGCUGCUGGUGCGGAUGUAACCGAUGUUGUGAUUGCUGGGGUGUAUAUAGAUAAUUCAUCUCGAACGGCAAGCUUCGAGGGUCAUGGGCAGAUCCUAUUGAGAGCUCCAGCAUGGCAAGUCCAACUCAUUCUGAAGGCAUCCCCGCCGCCAUCAGCCCAGCCAAGAAGCGCAUUAUCAUGCAAGCCUUUGUGAUGGGUUGCGGAGGGCACAUGUCGAUUGGGCAAUGGCGGCAUCCCGAGGACCAUUCCUCAGAGGUGACAGACCUGGAGCACUGGACAGACAUCGCGAAGCUGCUUGAGCGCGGCAAAUUUGAUGCGCUUUUUCUAGCCGAUGUCCUCGGCGGAUACGAUGCUUAUGGGGGGAACAUGGACAGCGCCGUCAAGACCGGGACACAAUUCCCAGUGGUAGAACCGACAUUGAUUGUCCCUGCCAUGGCAGCCGUGACGAAGAACCUAUGCUUUGGCGUAACCGUCUCGACAACGUAUGAGCAUCCAUUCCAGCUCGCGCGGCGCUUCAGUACGCUGGAUCAUCUGACCAAGGGAAGGGUGGCCUGGAACGUCGUGACAUCGUAUCUGGAGUCCGCUGCGAAGAACAUGGGUCUUGAUACGCAGGUGCCACAUGACACACGGUAUGAGAUUGCUCAUGAGUAUAUGGAUGUUGUCUAUGCGCUGUGGGAAUCCUCGUGGGCCCCGGACGCACUUGUUUAUGACAAAGCCACGUCGACCGUGGCCCGGCCAGAAGGCGUUCGCCCGAUAAAUCAUAAGGGGAAGCACUUCUCCGUAGCUGGUCCGCAUCUCGUUGCUCCAUCGCCGCAGCGGACUCCAUUUAUUUUCCAAGCAGGCUCCAGUGGGGUCGGCUUGGACUUUGCAGCAAAGCAUGGAGAGGCCGUCUUUGUCUCUGGGCAUGCGCCGCAUAUUAUCCGGCCCCGUGUCGACGUGAUCCGCAAGACAGCCAGAGAGAAAUUCGGACGGGACCCAGCGGAGAUCAAGGUCAUUGUCAAGGUAACAACAAUCAUCGAUAAGACUGAUGAGCUCGCCCAGGCCAAGUACCUCGAGAACAAGAGGUAUGCAGACCACGACGGAGCGUUGACCUUGAUGGGCGGCUCUGGCUUGGACUUGAGCCCCUAUCCACGAGAUCAAGACUUAUCCAACACACCGCUCGCACAGAAAUUGGUCGACUCCUACCGCUGGAAGCACCUGGAAUCUGAGAAGUGGACGACUGGAAUGCUAGCUGAGUUUGGGAGCAUUGGUGGAAAUGGCCCACUGCUUAUCGGCUCACCAGCCACGGUGGCAGAUCAACUUGAGGUGUGGCUGGAUGAGGCAGACGUUGAUGGGUUCAAUUUUGCGUAUGUGACAUGGCCCGGCACAUAUGAAGAUAUUGUGAAUUUGCUAGUCCCGGAGUUAGAGAGACGGGGUAGACUCCCAGUGGGCGAGGAGGAGCCACGGACAAUGAGAGAGCGCUUCGUGGGACGAAAGCAUGUUGGAAAUAAUCAUGCGGCGGAAAAAUACAAGUGGGCAGCUCUUUAUAGGAGUGAGUGAGUGAGUGAGUGGCUGAAUGGAUGAACGAAUAAAUGAUUAAAUGAUUGAUUGAUUGCUAGAUUGAUAGAUUGAUAGAUCGACA
This is a messenger RNA of Amorphotheca resinae ATCC 22711, 1645 nucleotides long. RefSeq lists its product as hypothetical. The record is from RefSeq and is a predicted model, not a curated record. Bases 136 to 1563 code for a protein of 475 amino acids. Gene Ontology annotation, molecular function: monooxygenase activity; oxidoreductase activity, acting on paired donors, with incorporation or reduction of molecular oxygen. NCBI's taxonomy places the organism in Eukaryota, Fungi, Ascomycota, Leotiomycetes, Helotiales, Amorphothecaceae. The transcript is spliced from 2 exons.